AUGGCAGGAGGGAGACCUCAGCUGAAGAGGAGUUUCUCCAUCAUUCCCUGCUUUGUCUUCGUGGAGGGGUUCUUCUGCUAUGACAGUACCUAUGCGAAGCCUUACCCGGGGCCUGAGGCUGCCAGCCGAGUGCCUCCUGCUCUCAUCUAUGCCCUAGUCACUGCUGGGCCCACCCUCACGAUCCUGCUGGGGGAGCUGGCGCGUGCCUUUUUCCCCGCGCCACCCUCCGCCGUCCCCAUCAUCGGGGAGAGCACCAUCGUGUCAGGGGCCUGCUGCCGCUUCAGUCCCCCACUGCGGAGGCUGGUCCGCUUCCUGGGGGUCUACUCUUUCGGCCUCUUCACCACAACCAUCUUCGCCAACGCUGGGCAGGUGGUGACCGGAAACCCCACACCGCACUUCCUGUCCGUGUGUCGCCCCAACUACACGGCCCUGGGCUGCCCACCGCCUUCGCCCGACAGGCCGGGGCCCGACCGCUUCGUCACCGACCAGGGUGCCUGUGCCGGCAGCCCCAGCCUGGUGGCCGCUGCGCGCCGUGCCUUCCCCUGCAAGGAUGCUGCCCUUUGCGCCUACGCGGUCACCUACACAGCGAUGUACGUGACGCUUGUGUUCCGAGUGAAGGGCUCCCGCCUGGUCAAACCCUCGCUCUGCCUGGCCCUGCUGUGCCCCGCCUUCCUGGUGGGCGUGGUCCGCGUGGCCGAGUACCGCAACCACUGGUCUGACGUGCUGGCCGGCUUCCUGACAGGCGCUGCCAUCGCAACCUUUCUGGUCACCUGCGUUGUACACAACUUCCAGAGCCGGCGGCCCUCUGGCCGAAGGUUCUCCCCCUGGGAAGACCUGGGCCAAGCCCCCACCAUGGACAGCCCCCUCGAAAAGUUAAGUGUGGCCCAGGAACCCGAGGCCUGCAGGCCGCAUUCGACACCGGCACGGCUCACCCCAUCCAAGUCGCAGAACUGUGCCCGCCGUGGCCACCUGAUCCCCAGCUGCGUGUCCUCCAGGGCUCCAGCCAUGUGUUCGUCGCCCCGUGUGCCCCGCCCUCGAUUGAGGUCUGAGCCGACGCCCCUGCCUCUGCCCCUGCCCCUGCCAGCACCAACCCCCAGCCAGGGCCCCUCACCCUCCUCCCCUGGGCCUGGGGGGCCGGGUGGGGGUGGUGGACGUGGUCGGAAGCUGCUUCUGCCCACACCCCUGCUUCGGGACCUGUACACCCUUAGUGGACUCUAUCCCUCCCCCUUCCACCGGGACAACUUCAGCCCUUACCUGUUUGCCAGCCGUGACCACCUGUUGUGA
This is a messenger RNA of Puma concolor (puma), 1284 nucleotides long. The record is from RefSeq and is a predicted model, not a curated record. NCBI's taxonomy places the organism in Eukaryota, Metazoa, Chordata, Mammalia, Carnivora, Felidae.